AUGGCGGACAAGGAAACGACAAUUUAUAUUGUGGAUGUGGGGAAAUCCAUGGGGGAGUGCCGCAAUGGCAGAUCGAUGACGGACUUUGAAUGGGCCAUGCAAUAUGUCUGGGACCGCAUAACAGCCACAGUAGCUACUGGACGUAAAAUGGCUCAUGUCGGUGUUGUUGGUCUCAGGACAGAUGAAACAGAGACUGCCCACGAGCUUGAAGAUGAUCCGUAUUUCUCUAAUCUUUCAGUCCUUUUUGACCCUGCACAGGUUCUCCUUCCUGAUCUGCGAAAAUUGCAUGAGCAAAUAAAGCCCAGUAGCUCUGACCGAGGUGAUGCUAUCUCUGCAAUCAUCCUGGCUAUUCAAAUGAUCAUCACACACUGCAAGAAACUGAAAUGGAAGCGAAAGAUCGUGUUGGUCACCAAUGGCCAAGGACGCAUGAGCAGUGAAAAUCUUGAUGGAAUUGUCGAGAAGAUCAAGGAAGAUAAUAUCGAGCUAGCAGUUUUAGGAGUUGACUUUGAUGAUCCCGAGUACGGAUUCAAAGAGGAAGACAAGGACACACGGAAGGCCGAUAAUGAGACACUCUUACGCUCCCUUGUCGAAGACUGCGAUGGGGUUUAUGGAACCCUCGAGCAGGCCGUUUCAGAAUUGGACAUCCCACGGGUAAAAGCAGUGAGAGUACAGGCGAAUUUCAAAGGACACAUUCAACUUGGUAACCCGGGUGAAUAUGAUACCGCUAUUCGUAUCCCCAUUGAGCGAUACUACCGAACCUAUGCUGCGAAACCUCCAACAGCAAGUUCGUUUGCACCUCGCUCUGAAGUACAACCCGAACAAGAGGAGGCCGAAUCCUCUACAACGGCAACUGCACAACAGGACAGCCAACCCGUGGAAGGCAGCUCGCUUACUUCGAUAAGAAACUUGAGAACAUAUCAAAUUGCUGAUGAGAGUGCCCCGGGAGGUAAAGUUGACGUGGAACAAGAGGAUCUUGCCAAAGGGUACGAGUAUGGACGGACUGUCGUUCACAUUGACAAAACCGAUGAAAACAUCACAACACUCGAAACCUACGCAGCCAUGGAGCUACUUGGUUUUGUACAAAGUGAAAAAUACGAUCGCUAUAUGCACAUGUCUACCACCAAUAUUCUCACUGCACAGCGUGCUAAUGAUAAAGCUGCGCUUGCACUUUCGUCCUUCAUUCACGCUCUAUUCGAACUAGAUUCUUAUGCUGUUGCUCGGCUGGUGGCCAAGGAGAACAAGGCACCGAUAAUCGUCUUGCUUGCGCCUUCGAUUGAACCAGACUAUGAAUGUCUACUUGAAGUUCAAUUGCCAUUCGCAGAGGAUGUGCGGACGUACCAUUUCCCCCCUCUGGAUAAGGUGAUUACCGUUUCAGGGAAAGUCAUCACAGAACACCGAAAUCUGCCAAACGAUGACUUGGUUGAGGCAAUGGGCAAAUACGUGGAUAGUAUGGAACUGGCUGACAAUGAUGAAGAUGAAGAGUCUACCGAAUCGUUUUCAAUCGAUGAUUCAUUCUCACCAAUGCUGCAUCGAAUUGAUGCGGCCGUGCGAUACCGUGCUAUCCAUCCCAACGACCCUGUCCCUCCUCCGUCUGAAACCCUAUUGAAAUUUUCCAAGCCAUCUCAGGAUCUGGUAGAGAAAUCAAAGAAAUACCUGGAAAGGCUUACCGCAGCGGCUGAUGUCAAGAAAGUGCCACCUAAAGCCAAGGGUCGCAAGCGUGCCCGUGAGACCGAGAAGCCACUCUCUGGGCUCGAUGUCGAUGCAUUGCUUCACCAGGAAAAGCGCGCCAAGAUAUCACCCAACAAUGCAAUUCCCGAAUUCAAGCAGACCUUGACACAUGCGGACAGCAUCGAGGCCAUUGGCGAUGCGGUGAAGCAGAUGAAGGCUAUCAUUGAGGAUCAGAUCAAGAAUAGCCUUGGUGAUGCUAACUACGACCGAGUCAGCGAGGAGCUGGGAGUGAUGAAGGAAGAGCUGAUUUCCUACGAAGAGCCUGCAUUGUAUAACGACCUUUUGAGGCAACUCAAAGAAAAACUGCUGAAAGAGCAACUCGGCGGGGACAGACGCGAGCUCUGGUGGCUCCUUCGAAGGAACAGGCUUGGAUUGAUCGACAAGGAGCAAUCGGAUCGAUCCGAAGUCACCGAGGAUGAGGCAUAUGAUGUGAGUUUUUGUAUCUGGCGAAAUACUGAAUCUGAAAUGCUAACCCGUUGA
This is a messenger RNA of Aspergillus wentii DTO 134E9, 2208 nucleotides long. Its product is annotated as ATP-dependent DNA helicase 2 subunit KU80. Gene Ontology annotation, molecular function: double-stranded DNA binding; damaged DNA binding; telomeric repeat DNA binding. Gene Ontology annotation, biological process: cellular response to gamma radiation; telomere maintenance; DNA recombination. The transcript has 10 exons. Bases 1 to 2208 code for a protein of 735 amino acids. Lineage: Eukaryota; Fungi; Ascomycota; Eurotiomycetes; Eurotiales; Aspergillaceae. Gene Ontology annotation, cellular component: nucleus; Ku70:Ku80 complex. The record is from RefSeq and is a predicted model, not a curated record.